CUUUUACGUCACGUUAUGUUCUGAUGCUAAAGACAAAUGUGCUGAUCAGCUAAUUGCUGUCAGUACAGAGCAGAUGGACACACAAGGUUUCCCUCCCGGAUGGACAAAAGAGACGAGACAGCGAAAGCAAGGCAAGACAGCUGGCAAACUGGACACCUACAUUAUCAGUCCUGAGGGAAAACGCUUCAGAUCAAAAGGAGAACUCCAAAAGUACCUGCGCACUGAGGAAUGUGCCCAUCUGAACCUGGAUAUGUUUGACUUUACUAGACCAAAAAAUAAAAAAUCAAACACUGAAAGGACUUCACAGAAAGAACAUAAAGAAGAAAAGGAAAAUACGAAUCAAACUGCAGAAAGUUUUGAUCCAGUAGCAGCAGUGGGAGCGGUGCAGAAUGAGGGGAUGGAGACAAAGCCGAACAGUAAUGACGACCAGAUUCAUGAGACAGAGAAUGAAAAGCAAACGCUUGUAAAAGAAGAGCAGGAAGGACUAGAGAUUGAUAAAGAAGACGCCAGCAGCAGUAAAAACGACGCCAAACUUAUGAAUGUUCCUGGUAUAAAUAUUCAUGCUGCAUCAGACAGUGAGGAGGAGGAGAAAAAGGAUGCGAGAGCAGAACAGGUUGAAGUAAAGGAAGGAAAGCAGAAGAACACUGAGACUACAAACGGGAUUUGCUCGCCCAUCAGAAGCUCACAAAACAGGACAAAGUUAUUAUUAGACAAGAAGAGAACCAGUCCAUACUUCAGGGGGAAGAGUGAUGGUCUCAGUCCUCCUAGACGUAAAGCAUUAAGAAAGUGGACUCCUCCUCGCUCACCCUUCAAACUGGUACAGGAAACCCUGUUCCACGAUCCCUGGAAGCUUCUAGUGGCCACCAUCUUCCUCAACAGGACGAGUGGCAAACUGGCAAUACCCAUAUUGUGGCAGUUUUUUGAACGGUACCCGUCUGCAGAGGUAACACAAACCAGUGACUGGAAGCCACUGGCUGAUCUCAUGCAGCCACUGGGCCUCAACGCCCUCCGAGCCAAAGCAAUCAUCCGCUUUUCUGACGAAUUCCUCACCAAAUCAUGGCGAUAUCCUAACGAAUUACACGGCAUUGGUAAAUACGGCAACGAUUCGUACCGCAUCUUCUGUGUGGGAGAAUGGAGAGAGGUCACCCCAAGUGAUCACAAACUGAACUAUUAUCACAAGUGGCUGUGGGAGAACCAGGAACGAUUAGGGAUCUGAUAUUUAAGAACAGGCAUUAGCUCUUCUUACCACUAUAUGUAAUAAGUGUAAUCAGUUGUUUUAACCAGGCACUGCCAGCAAAGCAGUGGUGUUGCAUGUCCUACAUAACGAUUCUGAAAAAUUCAGCACCAGAGUGAAUUUUACCUGAUUCUGCAGAAACCUUUGAGUCUGUAAUGAAUUCCUGAAAGAAAACAAAAGCUUUGAUCAAUAUUACAGUUCAUGCAAUAAUACACAUGAUUUACCCUCAGCUGGCACAGUGUCGAAGCCUAAUCAAGGACCAACCAAUCAGAACUGAGUAUUCACCAUAGCUUCAUUUGGGCUCCUUGAUAAUGUAUCUCAGCUGUAAUAUUGAUACACCGAUUAACCAUAACAUUAAAUUGAUACACCGAUUAAC
Trichomycterus rosablanca is the source of this 1610-nucleotide messenger RNA. It is a transcript of the gene mbd4, whose product is annotated as methyl-CpG binding domain protein 4. Gene Ontology annotation, cellular component: nucleus. The record is from RefSeq and is a predicted model, not a curated record. Gene Ontology annotation, biological process: DNA repair. Gene Ontology annotation, molecular function: DNA binding; catalytic activity. Bases 74 to 1216 code for a protein of 380 amino acids. The transcript is spliced from 8 exons. NCBI's taxonomy places the organism in Eukaryota, Metazoa, Chordata, Actinopteri, Siluriformes, Trichomycteridae.